AUGGCUCAAAUUACUAUGUUUGUUUGUACUCUUAUCAUAUUAUUUCCUCUAUUUUUUGUCGUAACCAAUGGUGCUUUUCAUCAUGGUGUAUUUCGCAUUCCUUGUGUUGAAAACAGUGAUUGUCCAGAGAAGACUUUACCUUUAGUUAUGAAGUGUAUUGAUCGUCAUUGUCAAUAUAGAAUGAUAGCCGAGGAUUGA
This is a messenger RNA of Lathyrus oleraceus (garden pea), 198 nucleotides long. RefSeq lists its product as uncharacterized. The coding region runs from base 1 to 198 and encodes 65 amino acids. Lineage: Eukaryota; Viridiplantae; Streptophyta; Magnoliopsida; Fabales; Fabaceae. The transcript is spliced from 2 exons. Gene Ontology annotation, molecular function: metal ion binding. The record is from RefSeq and is a predicted model, not a curated record.